GGGAAAAUAUUUCCCGCGCUCGCUCCCACCAUCAAGCAGACGGCAUCAUGGACGUGGAGAUGAAGGCGGACACGGGAGCCGCAGAGGCUGCCGCGAAGAGCUCCGGCGGCCAUUACGAGCUGCCCUGGGUGGAGAAGUACCGGCCGCAGAAGCUCAGCGAGAUCGUGGGCAACGAGGAGACCGUGAGCCGGCUGGAGGUGUUCGCGCGCGAGGGGAACGUGCCUAACAUCAUCAUCGCAGGUCCUCCGGGAACCGGAAAGACCACCAGCAUCCUGUGUCUGGCCCGAGCGCUGCUCGGCCAAUCGGUGAAGGACGCGGUGCUGGAGCUCAACGCCUCCAACGAGAGGGGCAUCGACGUGGUGAGGAACAAGAUCAAGAUGUUCGCUCAGCAGAAGGUCACGCUGCCCAAAGGUCGACACAAGGUCAUCAUCCUGGACGAGGCCGACAGCAUGACGGACGGGGCUCAGCAGGCGCUAAGGCGCAUCAUGGAGAUCUACUCCAAGACCACCCGCUUCGCCCUCGCCUGCAACGCGUCCGACCGCAUCAUCGAGCCGCUGCAGUCGCGCUGCGCCGUGCUGCGCUACGCCAAGCUGAGCGACGCGCAGGUGCUGCGCCGCCUGCAGGAGGUGGUGCUGCUGGAGGGGCUGCAGGUGUCGCCCGACGGGCUGGAGGCCGUGAUCUUCACGGCGCAGGGAGACAUGAGACAGGCGCUGAACAACCUGCAGUCCACCAACGCUGGCUUCGGCUACAUCAACAGCGAGAACGUGUUCAAAGUGUGCGACGAGCCUCACCCGCUGCUGGUGAAAGGCAUGCUGGGACACUGCGUGGACGGGAACAUCGACCAGGCCUACAAGGUGGUGGAGCAGCUGUGGGCGCUGGGCUACUCUCCGGAGGACAUCAUCGGGAACAUCUUCAGGGUCUGCAAGACCUACCAGAUGGCCGAGUACCUCAAACUGGACUUCAUCAAGGAGAUCGGCUACACCCACAUGCGGGUGUCUGAGGGUGUGAACUCUCUGCUGCAGAUGUCGGGUCUGCUCUCUCGCCUGUGCAGCCGAACAGCGCCCCCUGCUGCCAGCUGAGCUACUACACUGACUACUAGAAUAAAUAUUGUUUCAUUGUU
Messenger RNA from Pseudoliparis swirei, 1120 nucleotides. It is a transcript of the gene rfc2, whose product is annotated as replication factor C (activator 1) 2. Gene Ontology annotation, biological process: DNA repair; DNA-templated DNA replication. The transcript is spliced from 6 exons. The coding region runs from base 48 to 1079 and encodes 343 amino acids. Gene Ontology annotation, molecular function: ATP hydrolysis activity; DNA clamp loader activity; DNA binding. Gene Ontology annotation, cellular component: nucleus; DNA replication factor C complex. NCBI's taxonomy places the organism in Eukaryota, Metazoa, Chordata, Actinopteri, Perciformes, Liparidae. The record is from RefSeq and is a predicted model, not a curated record.